Hyalella azteca is the source of this 2407-nucleotide messenger RNA. Its product is annotated as orcokinin peptides type B. The transcript is spliced from 4 exons. Gene Ontology annotation, molecular function: neuropeptide hormone activity. Bases 181 to 1032 code for a protein of 283 amino acids. Lineage: Eukaryota; Metazoa; Arthropoda; Malacostraca; Amphipoda; Hyalellidae. The record is from RefSeq and is a predicted model, not a curated record.
UCCACCGCAACUGCAACACAUCGUGUCACUUCUGCAGCAUCACACUAACGGAGACACGAAUUCCACGGUAUAUUUAAUGGAAAAUAAACCCAUUUAAGGUUUUUCACAAGAGUCUCGGGAGUGAUCAACAAAUUAACAGAGGCCAAUAAGCAGUAACGACCUCUACAUUCAUCACCUCUAAUGACCAUGGCAAGGCUGGGUCCCAUGAGCGUCCUAGUCCUGCUGCUAGCGGCGUCUUCGCUCGCUGCUAGUCAGUUGCAGGAGGAGCGCGAGCAACCUGUCGAGACUCCAGCGCCGGCACAGCACCUGCUACAGCUCCUGCAUUCUGAGGGCGAAGAUGAACGGCCCAAACGCUUCGACGCUUUCAUGAACGGCUUUGGGACUUCAAAGAGGAACUCUGACGGAAUAAACCAAUCAAGUUCUGGACUCAACAAGCGCAAUUUCGACGAAAUUAAUCGUUCCAGCUUCGGCCUAGACAAACGAAACUUCGAUGAAAUCAACCGCUCCAGUUUCGGCCUAGACAAACGAAACUUCGAUGAAAUCAACCGCUCCAGCUUCGGCCUUGAUAAACGAAACUUCGAUGAAAUCAACCGCUCCAGUUUCGGCCUUGAUAAACGAAACUUCGACGAAAUCAACCGCUCCAGCUUCGGCCUUUACAGUCCCAACGAUUUCAACCUCCAGGCGAUUCGACGAAGCUCACAUUCACCGAAUUUUUUGUACAGACUUUUUUCGUUCUUAGACUCGCGACGUCUGACCAAGAAGAAUUUUGACGAAAUCAACCGGUCAAGCUUCGGACUUGACAAACGAAACUUUGACGAAAUCAAUCGCUCUAGCUUCGGACUUGACAAACGAAACUUUGACGAAAUCAAUCGUUCUAGCUUCGGACUUGAUAAACGAAACUUUGACGAAAUCAAUCGCUCUAGCUUCGGACUUGACAAACGAAACUUUGACGAAAUCAAUCGGUCUAGCUUCGGACUCCACAAGCGGAACUUUGACGAGGUCAAUCGCUCAAGUUUUGGUCUUGAUAAAUGAAACUAUGCUGAGAUUAAUCGGUCCAGUUUUGGACUCCAUUAAUACAUUCAUUGCAAUUUAAACGCAAAACGAGGAGCGACCAACGAGUUCUUGGCUCCAAGUUUUUUUUUCUAAUUUGCUUGGACAUUUUUAAGAUAUUGACUUACUGGUAAUAUUUAUUGGCCAGUAAUAACAAUACUCCCCCGAAAAAAAUUUAACUAUACGGAUGAAGUUCAGAUAAUUAGAUUUAAAUAUUGAUGACCAGAAACGCUUAAAUAUUACUUAGGCACUAGCGAAUGACGGUAACUAAGACAUCAAUGAGUAAGCACUCAAAUUUCUAUCAAGUCAGUAUCGAUAAUUCAAAAGGAGAAUUAACGUCUUAGUGACAUCCUUCAGGAGCUAGAGCAUCAAUAUAUGUUAUGGUGAUUAUCAAGGAAUUACAAAGCAUAAUUGAUGACGUAAACAAAUUGGUAUUUAUUGUAAAAUUUUUUGUGAAGUGUAAGUGCAUGAGUUUGGGAGGAGCGUCACUCAUGAACUUUGUUCGUUGUCACUUGGUUGUUUCAACUCUGUUAGUUGAACAUUUUCGUUAAAAAUCUAAUUCUUUGAUGUUGGAGGCACAACAAACUGAAGCCGAGGCAAACAACUUGAAGACUAAUCAUUUUCUUAAUAAUUUUUAAUUUUGCCCUAAGGUCAGCAGAAGCAGCAGUUCGUUUUGAAUAUACCUUAAAAUAUUUUGAACACAAACUCAGGUCAUUAUACACCUGUGGAGAAAAAUGUUUCGAAAUUUGUACCCAGAAUUUUCACACACCAAUUACAUUGAACAUGACACCAAAGUUCCUUUUACUGCUUGAUAUUAAUCUUAAAUAUCAACUGAAAACAACCCGCAUGAGACUGCGCAUUUGUUACUAUUCAAUUAUUGAACUCGUUUCAAACUCGUUGAUUGCCCUGGAGUUAUCAAUUGUCGCUUCGAUCAAGCCUGCGACGUCUGCCAGAUUGACCUCAUCAAUCGAAAUGAUAGACCGCUGUUGAUCUAAUAAUUAUUCAGUCAUUCGCUACACUACCUCCUUCACUCAAGCUUUGCUGGUAGCACUGUGAACUAUUUUUUUUAUCGUGAUAUAGAUGUACUUCGAACCUAAUAAAAUAUGAUAACAUCAUUGAAAAAUUUAAUCUCCUUUCAAUGUAAUUGAUUGCAUAUAAUCUGUAAUUUUAAUAUAUCCCAUCAUUUUCAAUCAGAUAUUCUAUGUUGUUGCAUCACUUACCGGAUUAAAAAGAAAGCAAGACAUAUUUAGAUGAUUUUCAUUGGGUCCUUCUUAUAUCACUGCGUUUACUUUUAUCAGAGAUGAGGUACCAAAACAAAUCAGUAAGUCCAGUUCUCGGAAUAAACAUUUAUAAUGUU